Messenger RNA from Mercenaria mercenaria, 997 nucleotides. RefSeq lists its product as uncharacterized. Gene Ontology annotation, molecular function: protein binding. The record is from RefSeq and is a predicted model, not a curated record. The transcript is spliced from 2 exons. Bases 14 to 865 code for a protein of 283 amino acids. NCBI's taxonomy places the organism in Eukaryota, Metazoa, Mollusca, Bivalvia, Venerida, Veneridae.
GAAUACAAUUAAGAUGCGUCUUUCAAAAUGUCUCAUUUGUUGUAUUAUUGGUCUAUUUUGUUUGUAUUUGAAACCGGUACAGGCAAAUAACAAAGCAAUAUUCGCGACAACUGAAGCUGACAAUGAAAUGUUUUACUCACUCUUAAAACGGAUAGAACUUCUUGAACGCAGGAAUGGGGAAACGGAGAAGAAAAUGGAACAACUGGCACACGAUUUUGAAACAAAGGAAAGGUUACUGACGGAUCGAAUUGCUGAACUGGAAAAAAUAAAUGACUUAAGAAACAGUGAUGAUAACGAUAACUCCAACGUUCCAGACAAACGUCAUGACAUGCUACAAGAUGAUGAACAAGACAAGGGCGGAAACAUCGAAGAAAAACCUGAGCCGAAACAAACUCGCAUAAACAAGUUAGGUUCGAUACAACGACGUGCUACUGUUGAGUCAGAAGCGGCUUUCUUUGCGACGGUCACACCGCAUGAUGUAGACCAUUUAGGUCAGAAUCAGAACAUCGUCUUUGAUAACGCAGUAACCAACAUCGGCAAUGCUUAUCAUACUAACCAUGGAAUAUUCACAGCCCCUGCGGACGGCACGUAUGUAUUUUGUGCUACUGUUGCUGGACGCCAGUAUGCGGGUCAACAAGAUUACUAUGCACAUUUUGACGUAAAUGGUAGAGUCCUCGCUAGAUUCAUCACACACCCUCAAGAGCAAUCAACGCAAACGAUUGUUGUUCAGCUUCAAGCGGGCGAUGAUGUCUCUAUCAAAAACGACAGAGCAGACGAUGGAAUUCUUGGAGACAAAUACUCUUCAUUUGCCGGAUUCUUGCUUUUUCAGAACUUCGAUUCUUCCACAAAUAUUCUUGGAAAAUAAAAUGUUACAACAUUUAAUGUUCUCUGUAUUACCUGUGUUUAUUCAUAAUUUGCAUUUGUGGACAGCCAAACACAUAAUAUGUCGAUCUUUGUACUUGCCGCUUUUGUUAUCGUCCAGUAUUCAAAUUAAAAC